This is a messenger RNA of Paraphaeosphaeria sporulosa, 1130 nucleotides long. RefSeq lists its product as uncharacterized. The coding region runs from base 129 to 1100 and encodes 323 amino acids. The record is from RefSeq and is a predicted model, not a curated record. NCBI's taxonomy places the organism in Eukaryota, Fungi, Ascomycota, Dothideomycetes, Pleosporales, Didymosphaeriaceae. The transcript is spliced from 2 exons.
UGUUGCCUGGCCAAAGCGAUGGCCUCGCGAAACCCUCUCUCCGAAUCGUCGAACCAACCCUGCCCUCGCCCUCGCCCUCGCCCUCGCUCGUCGUUAUAAGAAUUAGUUCAAGCUGACUCCUCAGGGAAAUGCCGAUAUCGCCCUCCACCCAACGCGAUAUCUACAGAACCAGGGAGGCCGUGAGGCUGAUUCGGCUGCGCCAUGCAAUGGACCCGACCCGGGCCACGGAUAUCCACACAGACGAGCUAAUCGAUUUCGACUGUCCGCAAGCUCAGCGUAUUUUCAAAUGGCUGUCCUCAAUGCCUUCUGAUCUCACCCAGCUUGUUGGGUCGGAAGUCCCUCCGGAGCAGACGGCUGAGCUGUGCAAAGACUACCUGAACUGGGCUUUAAGCGUUCUGAAGUGCCUCGAGAAGGAGCUUGAGCUGCACGAAACGGAAUACCGCCGUUUGGGCUUGAAGUACCACGAGACACCCCUCUACCUCCGCGAUCCCAUGACCACCCCCGCUAAUCCUCGCGCCCGUGGCCUCUCUCCAAGCGACCUACGCAUCUCUUCUGCUGUACCCGCUGUCCUGCCCAUCAACCCCGCCAUCCUCCAAUCUCUCCACUCAAUCUUCAAUUCUGACCACCCGCGGACUACCAACCACUUCUUCAGCAACUGGCGCACCGUCCAAAACGCUUUCGUCGACAUCAGCACACUCCUCAAUAUCGACUACAAUCACUUCAAGCGCCACCAGCUGAAAUCUCUGCUUAGAAGUGUCGAGCACGACAUCGAUUACGCGUCGAGAUUGCUUUCCCAAAUCGGCGCGCAGCUCGAGGGCGUAGCUCAAAACCUCGGAGAAGUCGUGGCGCGGCGGCGGAUGGGCGAGGGUGCAAAGUUGCACGACGCUUUCGGUGUCGCGGGCAGCGCGUUCAGGCGGUGGGUGGGCACCUUCCCGGAGGUUGUUGCCGGGGAGGUCGAGGUCGAGGUUGUGGAGAAGGUGAUGAGGCUGGCUGGGGCGGAGUUGAGUAUGGACUGGAGGAAUGAUUAUGUCACUUGGGAGGAUGAGGAGGAGAGGACGCACCUUGGAUUAAUUUGGGAAGCGGACAGGGAUUGUGACUGAUCACGGUACUCGGCCUCGAGGAGCUAGGAC